This is a messenger RNA of Penicillium brevicompactum, 3705 nucleotides long. RefSeq names its product putative cell division control protein Cdc25. The record is from RefSeq and is a predicted model, not a curated record. The transcript has 3 exons. Gene Ontology annotation, biological process: Ras protein signal transduction; positive regulation of GTPase activity. Bases 1 to 3705 code for a protein of 1234 amino acids. Lineage: Eukaryota; Fungi; Ascomycota; Eurotiomycetes; Eurotiales; Aspergillaceae. Gene Ontology annotation, cellular component: plasma membrane. Gene Ontology annotation, molecular function: guanyl-nucleotide exchange factor activity; protein binding.
AUGUUCGAGGCUCGCGCGGCAGAUUUAGCUGUCGACCCUACUGCGCUGGCCAAGUCCCGGACCGUUGCGACCGCAUUUGAAUACACCGACGAACGGGCGACCACCCCCACAGCCCUGUCCCGCUACUGCGGCCAGGUAGACAGCCACUUGCAGGACCCCCAGUCCAACCUCUCCCCCGUCAAAAUGGCCACCGGCUAUGCGAUCAGUCCCGAGCCCCCCGCGCUCUUCGUCCGGGCCAUGUAUGACUACGACGCCGACGAUCAUACCAGUCUGAGCUUCCGUCGCGGCGACAUCAUUCAGGUCCUCAACCAGCUCGAGACGGGAUGGUGGGAUGGGGUUAUCGAUAACGUUCGCGGUUGGUUCCCGAGUAACUAUUGCACAGUACUCACAGAAGCGGAUGAUUUUGGCGACCAGUUCGUGCACCCCCACGACACCGAUCUCAGUGCGGACUCCGGCCUGGAAGACGAUUAUGGCGAUGGACACGAAGACGACGAGGCGGACUCCGAAGGCAACUCGCGCGAUUCUCAGCCAAUUCUCCCUAUUGAGGGGGUUCCGGCCGCCAAGGAACAGGAAGAGGCCGCAUUCUGGAUUCCCCAGGCGACACCAGACGGUCGUCUUUUCUAUUUCAAUACUCUCACAGGCUAUUCUACCAUGGAGCUACCUUUCGAGAACCCUACAGCGACAAACGACGGCGGCCCCCGAGAUCGUAACAACUUUUUUGUUCCCGACCAGACUCGACCACCACCGGAGCUGAUGGCGCGUGGAUUCGAGCGAGACGAAGACGAGUACGAUGGAUCUGCAUCCGAGGCAGAAGGGGAAUCAUUAAUGCUGGCUUCACACGACUCGAUGUCCCGCCGACGCCAGUCCUUGAUGGAUGGAGUUUCUCCAGCCACAUCCAUGGACUCGCUGUAUGCUCCAACAGUGAACGACCGCAAAGGCUCGCAAGCGUCUGUCAAGCCACUUCAAAUAACGUACAGUUUGGGAGGAAACAGCAACAGCACCAGCACUUCUGUGGCCGAUAGCUUCUCCCGACCUUCGAUUUCUUCAAAUUUCCCCCAGCAUUUUGUCGACGAUGGCUUCGCACCUCCGAUCACUUGGUCUUUGCUCGUUGAUAACAUGCGCGGUGCUGUAGAGGCCUACAGCCAGACCCUUGUGAAUGGUGACCGUGCAGAAUACGUGAAAAAGGCCGAGGAUAUCUCCGAUCAUCUACGAAUGCUACUAGCUGCUGGAUCUGAUACAACAGACAAUCACUCCGGCAAUCCCUCAAUCAUCUCCACCAACAAGGCUUUGUAUCCCUACUUCAGAGACAUGAUGUCCAAGUUCUCGAAGCUGGUCCUUUCGUCUCACAUUGCUGCCGCUGAUUGGCCCGGAGCCGACUCAGUCAACAAAUGCUUACAGGAGGCAGAUGGUGUUAUGCAGGGUGUGUAUGGAUAUGUGGAUGUUGCCCAGCAGCAGCGUGGAGAUUUUAUCCACCGUAUUGUCCCGGGAUUCAUUGGUGGCAGCUCAUCUGGCGGCAGUUGGCAAAACAACGGUGUCUCAUUGAAUACAUCGGGUCCAACAUCAUUUUUGGUUCCAGAUGUAGGAGAUCCACGAGCCGAGCCCUCGGUGCCCCUCGAUACAGCUUUCCUCGAUUCGAUUGAUAUCCUCCGAAGAUCAUUCGUUGGCAGCAUCCGCCGACUAGAGGAGCGAUUGAUUAUCAACAAGAAGAUCGUUACCACCGAAGAACACGAAGACAUCGCCAAUGAAAUAUCAGCUGCUGCAAUCAAGGUGAUUGAACAGUUCCGCCCAUGGAUUUCGUCGGUCGAGUCGAUGAACUUGGCUCCUCUGGGAACCAGCUUCCAGAACCCCCAAUUAGUAGACUUCAGCUUGCAAAAGCAACGAGUCUAUGAUGCGAUUGGAGACUUCACCCUGGAUUGCCAGGCGAUUUCUGCACCUCUGGCCGAUGAAUGGGCUGAGCGUCGCGGGGAUUCGCUCGACGAUCGCAUAACCGCUGUGCGCGGUAUUGCUAGGCAACUGGAGAACUGCGUAUCUCAGAUCGGCUUCUCAUUGUCUCUUCUUCUUGAGCAAAUUCCCGCCGAACCUGCUCCAUCUUCACGCAGCGAAAGCCGCCAAGAAGUGGACGAUGAUAAAUUCAAGAACACUCACACUCGGGGUGACUCCCAAGCGAACAUUGCCACUGAGUCGAUUGGGAUUCCAUCUUCCUACGCUCCAGAAAAGGAGGCACCCGAGAAGGUCCGCAGAAAUAUGGACAAGGCACAGCGGUUCUUCGGCCAAGCACCACCGACAGCUAUCACCAGAGAGCCACUUCGGGAGCCCGUCCGCGAACCAGAAGAGACUCCUUGGUUCUUGAAGAUGGCCCAUGAAGGCGAGGUGUUCUACGAUAACAAGACUGAUUCACCAAUUCUAAAGUGCGGGACGCUCGCCGGAUUGGUGGAACAUCUUACUCGCCACGAUAAGCUUGAUGCUUCUUUCAACAACACAUUCCUCCUUACAUAUCGUUCUUUCACUACAGCCUCCGAGCUAUUUGAGAUGCUCGUCCAGCGAUUUAAUGUUCAACCGCCCUUCGGCCUGAGCCAAGAUGACAUGCAAAUGUGGAUCGAUCGCAAACAGAAGCCUAUCAGAUUCCGUGUGGUCAACAUCCUCAAGAGCUGGUUCGAUCACUUUUGGAUGGAGCCCAACGAUGAAGUGAAUAUGGAUCUUCUGCGAAGAGUCCACACCUUCACUCGUGACUCCAUCGCUACCACAAAGACCCCCGGAACACCUACAUUGCUGGCUGUGAUUGAGCAGCGACUCCGAGGACAGGACACAACCUCAAAGCGACUUGUUCCAACUCAAAGCACAGCCGCACCCCAGCCAAUUAUCCCCAAGAACAUGAAGAAACUCAAGUUCCUUGACAUUGACCCAACCGAGUUUGCUCGACAGUUGACUAUCAUCGAGUCGCGCCUUUACUCUAAGAUCCGACCGACUGAGUGUUUGAACAAAACAUGGCAGAAGAAGGUCGGGCCUGAUGAGCCCGAACCAGCCUCUAAUGUCAAGGCCUUGAUUCUCCACUCUAAUCAGCUUACCAACUGGGUGGCCGAGAUGAUUCUCGCCCAAGGCGACGUCAAGAAACGUGUGGUGGUCAUCAAACACUUUGUGAAUGUGGCUGAUAAAUGUCGCACUUUGAACAACUACUCAACACUCACAUCAAUUAUUUCGGCUCUCGGAACUGCCCCGAUCCAUCGUCUCGGUCGGACAUGGGGCCAGGUGAGCGGGCGGACGUCCGCAAUUCUGGAACAAAUGCGUCGGCUUAUGGCUAGUACGAAAAACUUUGGCGAAUACCGAGAGACCCUGCAUCUCGCCAACCCGCCCUGUAUUCCCUUUUUCGGUGUCUAUCUCACGGAUUUGACCUUCAUUGAAGAUGGAAUUCCAUCGCUUACACCAUCAGAACUGAUCAACUUUAACAAGCGGGCAAAGACUGCCGAAGUGAUUCGUGAUAUCCAGCAAUAUCAGAACGUGCCCUAUCUCCUACAACCAGUGGGUGAACUUCAGGACUAUAUUCUCAGCAACCUGCAAGGUGCUGGCGACGUACACGACAUGUACGAACGAAGCCUAGAGAUCGAGCCUAGGGAGCGCGAGGACGAGAAAAUUGCAAGGUAUGCCGAAGCCUCAACCAGAGACAAGGGUUCCCUGUUGUUUGCAUCCACCGUCGCUAUUUUGCGAUAA